UUCAGCCACUGUAAAAUCUUUCUUGAAUUCAUGGAUUACACAGCCAUCAGCCCAUUUCUAUUCUACCCUCCUCUCCUCUUCCUUCUCUAUCUAAUCUCUAAACAAUUCCACCGGAAAUUAAAGAACUACCCGCCGGCCCCGUUCCUCACCCUCCCCGUCGUCGGCCAUCUCUACCUUUUUAAGAAGCCUCUCCACAAAACCUUAUCCAACAUUUCCAAGCAAUAUGGACCGGUCGUCCUGCUAGAGUUCGGCUCCCGGAAAGUCCUCUCCGUCUCCUCUCCCUCCGCGGUGGAAGAAUGUCUGUCGAGGAACGACGUCGUUUUCGCGAAUCGCCCUCGUUUCCUGGCUGGAAAGCAUAUAGGGUACAACCACACCUCCCUAGUCUGGGCCUCCUACGGCGACCAUUGGCGGAAUCUCCGCAAAAUCGCCGCCACCGAAAUCCUGUCCAACAAUCGCCUCCAGACCCUCCACGAAAUUCGCGCCGAUGAGGUGAAAUCAAUGAUUCGGAAGCUGGAUUCGUCUUCCAAAGCGGAUUCUCCAGUUGACAUGAAGACUGUGUUUUUCGAGCUGAUGUUGAACCUGAUGAUGAGGAUGAUCGCCGGAAAACGUUACUACGGCGACGACAAGGAAGUGGAUGUGAAGGAGGCGGCUCGAUUCAGGGAGAUCGUUAGGGAGGUUUUCCUCCUCAGUGGGGCCACCAACAUCGGAGAUUACGUGCCUUCUUUGAGUAGAUUGUCCGUCAAAUUGGAGGAGAGUUUGCGACAGUUACAAGUCAAUAGAGAUGAUUACUUGCAGGGUCUGAUUAGGGAGUGCCGAGAAAGGAUGGUCAACGACGGCGUUGACGGGGGCGGUGAGGCGGCAGGGAAAAGGAAAUCAUUUGUGGAUGUACUGUUGACCCGGCAAUCAAAGGAACCCGAAUAUUACAAAGAUGAAAUUAUCAGAGGCCUCAUGGGGGUUAUCUUAGCAGCAGGAACUGACACAUCAGUUGCAACAAUGGAGUGGACACUCUCACUUCUUCUAAACCACCAACAAGUCCUAAAGAAGGCGCAAGAAGAAAUCGAUGACAAGGUGGGAUAUGAGAGACUAGUUGAAGAAUCAGAUAUGGCUGAACUCCCCUAUUUGAAUUGCAUAAUGAAAGAAGCAAUGAGAAUGUACCCUGCUGGCCCUUUGGCAGUCGCACACGAGUCCUCAGAGGAGUGCACUGUUGUAGGCUAUCGCAUCCCGAAAGGGACAAUGCUAUUGCUAAACUUGUAUUCCAUCCAGAGGGACCCCAAGUACUGGGUUGAGCCGGAAAGGUUCAAUCCAGAAAGAUUCAAAGGCUUAGAAGCAGUUAUAAGUGCUAAAGAUCAUGGGUAUAAAUGGAUGCCUUUCGGGUAUGGUAGGAGAGGCUGUCCGGGAGAAACACUGGCAUGGCACGUUGUUGGGUUGUCAUUAGCAUCGAUUAUCCAAUGCUUUGAUUGGGAAACACUUGAAAGUGAAUUGAUAGAUAUGAGUGAAGGAACUGGUUUGACUAUGCCCAAAGCAACGCCUUUGGUGGCUAGAUGCAAGACGCGACCUUUUGUAGCCAACCUUCUUUCUACCUAUUCAACAUGAGUUUCAUAUGUUUUUCUUUGUUGUGUAAACAUGAUUUUCAUUUGAUAUUGUUUUCAUGUACAAUUGCUAAAUCGCACAUCAUCGAAUCGGAUUGGAGUCUGGUGUAGUUACCCCACUGUGGUGUAACUACUUGCUUGGCCAGAUGAAAUCUAAUUAUUAAUUUUAUUUUGGAAAAAAAGUCAAAUAAGCCCGUGUACUAUUGUAAAAAAAUCAUCUAAACCCUUACUAUUGUGAAAGGAUCACAUGGAUACACUUACUACUAAAAAAUCAACCGAAUUGG
Cuscuta europaea is the source of this 1873-nucleotide messenger RNA. Lineage: Eukaryota; Viridiplantae; Streptophyta; Magnoliopsida; Solanales; Convolvulaceae. The record is from the annotation of a GenBank genome assembly.